AUGGCAGACACAAUAACCAUCCUUGUUGCCACUGACAACCAUGUCGGAGCCCACGAACGAGACCCGAUCCGAGGGGAUGAUUCGUGGAAGACGUUCCAUGAAAUCAUGUGCCUGGCCAAAGAUCGCGAUGUUGACAUGGUCCUCCUCGCCGGUGACCUCUUCCACGAGAACAAGCCCUCACGAAAGUCCAUGUACAAUGUCAUGCGGUCCCUGAGACUCAACUGCCUGGGCGACAAGCCUUGUGAGCUCGAGAUGCUGUCCGACGAGUCAGAACAUUUCGACACCACCUUCGACCAUGUCAACUACGAAGACGCCAAUAUCAACGUCGGGAUCCCGGUCUUCUCCAUCCACGGUAAUCAUGAUGACCCAACCGGAGAAGGCCAUUACUCUGCCCUAGACCUGCUUGCUGUUUCCGGACUGGUCAACUACUACGGGAAGACACCUCAGAGUGACAACAUUGUGGUCAAACCAGUUUUGAUACAAAAGGGCCGCACAAAAUUAGCCCUGUAUGGCCUCUCUAAUGUACGAGACGAGCGCCUGCAUCGAACAUUCAGAGACGGCAAGGUCAAAUUCCACCGGCCAGGCAAGCAGGUGAACGAUUGGUACAAUCUGAUAUGUGUCCACCAAAAUCAUCAUGCACAUACAGAGACUUCAUAUCUGCCCGAGAACUUUCUACCAGAUUUUCUGGAUCUGGUGAUCUGGGGUCAUGAACACGAGUGUGACAUUGAACCCAGGCUGAAUCCGGAAAUGAACUUCAAGGUCAUGCAACCGGGCUCCUCUGUCGCCACCUCUUUGAUCCCGGGCGAAGCCGUUCCUAAGAAGGUCGCAAUUCUUAGCAUCACUGGUCGAGAAAUGAAAUGCGAGCCAAUCCGGCUAAAGACUGUCCGUCCAUUCGUCUACAAAGACAUUGCCCUCGCCGCGGACAAGGACGCCGUCAAAAUCGCCAAAUCAAAAGACGACCAUCGUGCGGACCUGACCCGGCACAUGAUCAAGAUUGUUGACGGGCUGAUUGAGCAGGCUAGGGAAGAAUGGUUGGAGGCGCAAGAAGAAAGACAAUACCCGGACGAAGAACAGGAAGAAUGCCCGUUGCCUUUGAUCAGACUGCGCGUUGAAACAACUUCCGCGGACGGCAUCGGCAAGUUCGACAUCGAGAAUCCGCAACGCUUCUCGAACAGAUUCAUUGACAAGGUCGCCAACACCAACGACGUGGUGCAAUUCCAUGUCAAGAAGAAGAACGCGGCGGCCCGCGCGGCUCGAGAUGCGCAGGCAGACAAGGAGAUCAUGGCCAAACUUCAAACUCUAGAGACCAUCAGGGUUGACAAACUCGUCCGCGAGUUUCUCCAAGCCCAAUCCCUCACCAUCCUCCCACAAAACUAUUUUGGGGACGCCGUGAACCAGUACGUGGAAAAGGACGACAAGCACGCAAUGGAAAUGUUCGUGAACGAAUCCCUCGCAGAUCAAAUCAAACACCUCGUGAGACUGCAGACCGACGUCAAUGACGACGCCGACGACAAUGAAGAAGACCUGGCCACCCAGAUCCAAGAGCAGCGUGCAAAGAUGGAAGAAAUGUUUGCCAAGGGCUUGCUCAAGGCGUCCAAGAACAAAGCAAGGUUUAAACCCAAGCCGGCUGAUUGGAAUAGCGAUCUCGACGGGCCAUGGGAGGAAACCCCGGGAGCGUUACUUCGUGAUUCGGAGGAUUUAGAAAGUAGAAACGGGGAAGAGGACGAAGACGGAGACGGAGACGACGGAACGCCUGCUUCGAGGGCAACAGCAGCAAGAGGCAGAGGGAGAGGAAGGGGUGGCAGAGCCGGUUCCUCGGCGACGGCGUCCACCAGUCGCAGGACGACGACAACGACUGCGAAGAAACCUGGCGCCGCAAAGACGACUGCUACCUCGCGCGCACGAAAACGCGCCAUUUCAGACGAUGAAGACGAGGAAGAAGAAGAGGACGGCGACAUCGUCAUGAUGGAAGAUGAUGACGACUUCGAAGACGACUCCCAAGCCAUGUUCGUUCCUGAAAAGCGCAAGACCACCACCGCCGCCUCCGCAACAACUAAGCGAGGAGGGCGCAACACAACACCAGCAGCCAGCACCCGGGCCGGCGGAGCCAGGACGAAGCCUACCUCCUUCGCAUCAGCGACGAAAAAGCCCCCAGCCCGCGGCGCUGCAGCAGCUUCGAGGCAGAAGCAAUCAACCCUGAGUUUCACCACGUCGCAGAACAAUAUCCUAGGCAAUGGAAGGAGCACAGCGGCGGCGAGUAGAAGUCAGAGUUACGAGCAGAUCGACGACGAUGAUGACGACGAUGAUGCAUUUGAGCCUGCUCCGCCGACGAGGAAGAGACGAUGA
Fonsecaea multimorphosa CBS 102226 is the source of this 2346-nucleotide messenger RNA. RefSeq lists its product as uncharacterized. Bases 1 to 2346 code for a protein of 781 amino acids. Gene Ontology annotation, molecular function: manganese ion binding; 3'-5'-DNA exonuclease activity; DNA endonuclease activity. NCBI's taxonomy places the organism in Eukaryota, Fungi, Ascomycota, Eurotiomycetes, Chaetothyriales, Herpotrichiellaceae. The transcript has a single exon. Gene Ontology annotation, biological process: double-strand break repair via nonhomologous end joining; double-strand break repair via homologous recombination; mitotic G2 DNA damage checkpoint signaling. The record is from RefSeq and is a predicted model, not a curated record. Gene Ontology annotation, cellular component: nucleus; Mre11 complex.